ACGCCGCGGCCGGGGUUGUGGGCUGGGUCGUGGGAGCUUCCUGGCGUGAGUGCGGACGGUGCCGGCCGCUGCAGGUGACAGAGGCGCAGCGAGGGUCGCCGCGGCCCUGUGGAGAUGAAGAAAUUGAGGCACAGAGAUUAAUCUGAACGAGAUAAUACCUUAAGUGGUAGAAUCAGGAUGCAAACUUGGACAGUCUGGCUCCAGAGUCUGCAGUCUUAACCACUACACUACCGUGGUCCUUCAAUAAGUUCCAAAAGAUGAGUCGUGGAUGUUCAGAAAACAACAAUUUCCUGAAUAAUAACAAUCAAAUGGUGUUGGACAUGAUCCUUUAUCCAUUAAUUGGAAUCCCUGAAACCAUCAACUGGGAAACUGUGGCAAGGCUGGUGCCUGGAUUAACACCCAAAGAGUGUGCCAAAAGGUUUGAUGAACUGAAGAGCAGUGGAAGCUCACCUGUUGACAAUCAGUAUAAUCCACUAAUGGCUGCUGGAGAAAGUCCUGUUGAAACUUUAGCCACAUAUAUCAAAUCCUCACUUCUUCACACACAGGGAGAUUUUCAGGAGACUCCAGUUGGUCAGGAUGCAGUUUCCAAAACAGGAAGACAUAGUAUAGCUUCCACAAGGAAUUGUGCUUCAGAAAGUGAAAAUUGUACUACUCGUAAAGGUGGAGAAAAGACUGAAGAAUCUGAAGGGCCAAACAUGGUGAUCCAUGUAUGUGAUGAAGCAAAAAACUUGAAAGAAGAUUUUGUUUGCCCACGAGAUCUUUUGAUAUCAGAAAUGAAGUACUUUGCUGAAUAUUUAUCUGUGGAUGCCCAGCGCUGGGAAGAGGUGGACAUUUCAGUUCAUUGUGACGUUCACAUUUUCAGCUGGUUGAUACAAUAUGUUAAAAGGAACACUAAGGAGAAUAAAGAUUGUGAGAUGCCUACUUUAGAGCCAGGAAAUGUCAUUUCAAUUCUUAUUUCUUCUGAGUUUUUGAAAAUGGAUUCAUUAGUUGAACAAUGUAUUCAGUAUUGCCACAAAAAUAUGAAUGCCAUAGUAGCUACCCCAUGCAACAUGAACUGUAUUAAUGCAAAUCUUCUUACACGUAUAGCUGAUUUGUUCACACACGAUGAAGUUGAUGAGUUAAAGGACAAAAAAGAUAAAUUUAGGAGUAAACUUUUUUGUAAGAAGAUUGAGAGACUGUUUGAUCCUGAGUACUUGAAUCCAGAUUCUCGGAGUAAUGCAGCAACAUUAUAUAGAUGCUGUUUGUGUAAGAAACUUUUAACAAAAGAAACAGAAAGAAGAAUUCCUUGCAUUCCUGGAAAAAUUAAUGUAGAUCGACAUGGAAAUAUUAUCUAUAUACACAUAAGAGAUAAAACUUGGGAUGUUCAUGAGUAUUUGAACAGUCUUUUUGAAGAAUUAAAAUCUUGGAGAGAUGUAUAUUGGCGUUUGUGGGGAACGAUCAACUGGCUGACUUGUUCAAGAUGUUAUCAGGCUUUUCUCUGUAUUGAAUUUUCGCAUUGUCAGUACCACUCAGAAACAGUAGUUUACCCUACCACAGCAAGUUCAUUGAAUACUGUUGGCACUGGAAUUUAUCCCUGCUGUAACCAAAAGGUUCUUCGGUUUGAUCCCACUCAGCUUACAAAGGGCUGUAAAGUGAGAGACCAUGUGGUUGCUCUUCGUGGUCAAGGUGAAGGUGCAGAUUUACUAUCCUGUUCAAUUACCAGAAUACUGGACGAUCUGCAAAAGCACAAAGAUGUCAUUGUUGUUCCUUUUUCUAAAGAUACAGUUAGUGACCUCGGGGUUGGCCCCUGUGAUGAAAAGGGUCUAGAAUGUGAUGUUUUACUGGAGCCAAAUACACCAUGGGGCCCCAAAACUGGGGAGCUCAAUGCUUUCUUGUCACUGAAGAACUGGACUCUGCAACUGAAACAACAGUCAUUAUUUUCAGAAGAAGAAGAAUAUACCACCGGAUCUGAGGUCACUGAAGAUGAAGUUGGAGAUGAAGAAGAAGUAUCCAAGAAACAAAGGAAAAAGGAGAAGCCAAAAAAGUUCACUAAGCAACCAAAAAAGCAGACGUCUUCACCCUGUGCUCAGAAGAAAGAAAAGGCAUUGGAGAAGUCAGCUUCUAGAGAUGUGUCUCCUUUCAUUGUGAGUAUGCAGAAAAAUAAGUGGGAUGCCACAAGAUCCUUGAGAUUCAACCAGGAUGCACAAAGAGAAGAUGAUCAGCGGCGGAUGUCUGAAAUUACAGGGCACCUAAUAAAAAUGAGAUUGGGUGAUCUGGACCGAGUCAAGUCAAAGGAAGUAAAAGAAUUUGCAGGGGGUAUUUAUUCCAGGCUUGAAGCACAAAUCAAGGCCUCAGUGCCAGUCAGUGCACGGCAAAACAGCUCAGAGAAAAACACAAGGUCUAAAAGUCGUUUUGGUCAAGGGCGUCCUGCAUAAAGCAUCUUAAAAUAUAACUAAAAAGACAGAAAGCACACUCGUGGACAUCUGAAAUCACUCACUUCUUGAAGAUCUUCAGAAUGAUGACUUCUAAAUGUUUUAAAUUGCUUGUUAUUCUUGCAAGCCACAUAAAUCAUAAUGCUAAGAGAAUAUAAUUAGGUUUUAUGAAAAUCUAAUUGUACACAGGAAACUUCUUAUAUCUAAUUUUCUUUUAGUAUGAUUUUAAGCUUUGUAGAAAGCAAUUAUUUACAAAUUGCAUAGUUAAGACUCCUAGUGUUUGUUAUCCUUUAAUUAUUUGAAAGAGAAGAGGCCUAAACUGUCAAGUAGCUAAGUUUUUUUUAAGACUUUAAAAAAUUAGGAGAACACAACUGCUAGUGUUACUGUGCAUGUGCACUGAUUGUAGAAUGUCUUUGGGGCUGUAAAUCUUGGGAAUAGCAUUGAGAACUUCAAUUUGUCUGAUGGAAUUCCCAAUGAUGCCAAUUUUAAGUUUGCAUGAAUAUUAAUGAGUGACAGAUCUCAAGACUGCAUUAAAUAAAGUUUCAGGGUGAGUUAUUUCAAUACUGUGUUGGGCCGAAGGGUUAAUUUUUUUUCAUCAUUAUUCCAUGGAAAGUACAAUGUUAAUCCAACGUUUUUUUUCUUUCAGUUUUUAAUGUUUAU
Molecule: messenger RNA, 3071 nt
Organism: Cynocephalus volans (Philippine flying lemur)
Lineage: Eukaryota; Metazoa; Chordata; Mammalia; Dermoptera; Cynocephalidae
Gene: SANBR
Product: SANT and BTB domain regulator of CSR
Exons: 22
Coding region: 258-2414 (718 amino acids)
Source: RefSeq, a predicted model, not a curated record